CUCGCUCGUAGACGCGACGCGCGAAGUGAGACGCGAUGAAGACGCGCGAGUCAAGAAUAUAGCCGCGCGCGCGGACGCCAUGGACGAGCUCGAGACGCUACAGCGGGUUUUCGACGCGUGCAACGCUCGAGAUAGACUGCGCGCGAGCGUCGCGUCGGCGUCGGAGGUGGAGGAGGGCGAGAUUGUACUGAGCCAGCCGUCGCCGAGCUCGAGGACUCGGAGCCGCGUGAACGCGACGAACGGCUCUGGUGGGGUGACGCCGCUGCCCCCGCCGAGCGCGGCGUUGACGGUUCCGCGCCCUCCGAAGGCGCUCCCGCCGCCGACGUCGGGCAAGUUCCAGCCGCUGCCGGCGCCGGGAGCGGGCGCGAAUGGCGCGAAUGGCGCGAAUGGCGCGAACGCGACGAAAAAGCCGGCGCCGCCCAAGGCCCUUCCUCCGCCCACCACGAGAAAGUUCCAGCCCUUGCCACCGCCGCCGCACCAGGGUUUAGGUCGAACGCUCCCAAAGAAAUCGGCUCUCGCGCCGCUGCCGCCUCCGAACGCCGAGGUCGUCGUCGACCUCGCCUCCGAGGAGACGUCGGGCGCGAACGGCGCGUACGUGAAGCAGAAGACGAAGAACGCGGCGCGGCGACGCAAGAGGAAGAGGAAGAGGAUUGAGAAAUCCGCCCGGAACACGAACAGAGUCGCGCAGCGAGGUUCGGGCGAGCUCAUCGUGUUGGACGAAGACGAGGACGAGGACGACGCCACUCCGGGGAGCGCGGAAGAUUCCGAUACAGAGGACGGCGGCGGUCGCGGCGGCGCGAAAGAAGCGCCGCGGCCGGUGGAGGUCAUCGACGUCGACGCGUCGAUGCCGAACGACCCGCGCGCGCGAACGCGCGCGUCGGCCGCGGUGGCGCCGCGGGAACCGCCGGCGCGAAGACAAAAGCCGCCGAGCGCGAGGAAGCCGUCCGCGGCGGCGACGAAAGCCCUCCACGCGCUUCUCGACCGCAGGCGGCUGACGCUCGUGUUGGACCUGGACCACACGCUCCUGAACUCGGAGUCGUUCGAGUCGAAGGACGGCGGGCGCCUACAGCGGGGUCUGCUCGAGAUCGAGCGGUUGGAGUCGACGAAAGACUCGAACGACCGCACGCUUCAUCGCCUGAACCACAUCGGGUUGUGGACGAAGCUCCGUCCGGGGGUGCAGACGUUUCUUCACAAAGCGUCCGCGAUGUUCGAGAUACACAUCAGCACGAUGGGAAGUCAGCCGUACGCGGACAGCAUACGCCGACUGCUAGACCCGUGUAGGAACGUGAUAAAAGGCUCGGUGAUCGGUCUCGGCGGGUUCGACGAGUUCGGCGCGUUCAAAUCGCCGCCGCAGAAAAAACUCGAAGGCGUCCUCGCGGGCACGGAGCCCGCGGCGGUCAUCUUAGACGACACCGCGGAGGUGUGGACGGGAUACUCCGAAAAUUUGAUCGUGUGCGAGCGGUACAUGUACUUCCCGUCCGCGUGCAAGAACUUCGGCGUCGUCGGUCCGUCGCUCCUCGAGAGAGGCGUGGACGAGAGCGAGAAGUCUGGGACGCUGGCGACGGUGUUGGAGGUGCUCACGCGCGUGCACUCGGAGUUUUUCGCUCGCCGCGCCGCGCGCCAGGUUUUAGCCGAGAAACAGGCGCGCGCCGCCGCCGCCGCCGCCGCGAAGGCCGCCGCGAAGGCCGCCGCGGACGACGCGUCGAGCAGCGACGACGACGCGGCGCGCGGGAAACGGUCGACGGAGGGCGAGACCGCGACGACGUCCGCGGCGGCGGCGGCGGCCGCCGCCGCCUCGAGCGUGGACCCGCGCAUCCCCGUCACCGUCCCGAAGCUCCUCGCGGACGAGCGGAAGAACGUUCUGCGCGGCGUGGAGAUCGUCUUCUCCGGCGUGUUCGACCACAACGACAAGACGCUGACGCCCAGGGAGCACCCGCUGUGGCGGCUCGCGGAGCGUCUCGGCGCGAGAGUCGUCUCCGAGCCGGGGACGUCGACGACGCACGUCGUCGCGAAGUGCGUGGGGACGGACCUGACGCACAAGGCGAUGUGGGGGCUGCAGUACCUCAAGCACGUCGUCAGCCCGGCUUGGGUUGAAGCGUCCGCGAUGAUGUGGACGCGGCAGGACGAGGGGAGGUUCCCGGUGAAGCGACCGAAGUAG
Micromonas pusilla CCMP1545 is the source of this 2158-nucleotide messenger RNA. RefSeq lists its product as uncharacterized. The transcript has a single exon. Lineage: Eukaryota; Viridiplantae; Chlorophyta; Mamiellophyceae; Mamiellales; Mamiellaceae. The record is from RefSeq and is a predicted model, not a curated record. Gene Ontology annotation, molecular function: RNA polymerase II CTD heptapeptide repeat phosphatase activity. Bases 80 to 2158 code for a protein of 692 amino acids.